AAAUGGUUUGAAACUUCUACAAGCAGACUGAAUUGUUAUUGUUAAAAAAGCUUGCUACAGACACUUUUCAAAAUUCCAUGUUGUUCAAAAGACAUUGUCCAUUGUUUGCACACUCGGAUAAGAAAGACUACAGAUUAUCUAUGAAUCAUCGGAUUUCGAAUAUCUAAUACUUAAUUUGUGCUUAUCGACUUCUAUAAAUGACAUUCAUGCAAAACCGUCUGAAGUACAAAUUUUCAUUUUAAGCUGUCAAAAAUCAAGCUGCAUGUCUAACACAUGGUUUAAUAGACAACAGAAUGAUGGAUAACAGACGCGAAUCAGUUGACCCUACUGCGCCCCCUUCAACUUAUUAUACCAGUGGCAGAAAUGGACCUCGACAUAGAACACGAACUUAUACCAGAACCGGCUAUCGAAGCUUCAAUGCAGGUGAUUCCCGUGAUAUAGCAAAUUCAGGCAUACAGCGUCGUGCCUCGCAUGAGGAUAAAGGAAAGAAGCGUCGUUUUCUUAUCGAUGUCGAAUCUACAUUGAAACAAAUUUUGGAACAAGAAGAUACAGAUGGGGAUUUCCAGAUCACUGUCAACGAUAUGGGGCCUAAAACACUUUCGCUUGGAACAGCUGAUUCUGGUGGAUACAAGCGCUUUCAAAUCAGAGGUAACUACAUGCUGUCCAAUUUAUUGCAAGAAUUAGCCCUCGCCAAGGAUUAUGGCCGAAGAUAUGUUGUGCUCGACGAAUCCCGCUUGAACGAAAAUCCCGUCCACCGAUUAUCGCGGAUGAUUCGCCAUCUUUUCUGGGACGGGCUUACACGUUGCAUUGACGGCGAUGGUCUUGAAUCUAUCUGUGCUGAUCCAAAAAAUAGAUCAAAGGAUGUUGCACCGCGAAUCUAUAUUCCUUACGAUGAGCAUGAAAUCUAUGAUUACUACAAAAAAGUCGCCAAUGAAAAGUCUCACCUCAAUCUCGAUGUUCAGUAUUUACCCAAGGAAAUUACGCCUGAAUACGUCAAGAGCAUUAACGAUAAACCUGGCAUUUUGGCUUUGGCCAUGAGAAAAAUUGUGAAAGACGAUGGUACGGCCGAUUUCAAAGGUAUCCCUUUCAUCGUCCCUGGCGGUCGCUUCAAUGAAAUGUAUGGCUGGGAUACCUAUUUUGCAUCCCUUGGCCUGUUGGCGGAUGGAAGAAUCGAUCUUGUCAAAGGAAUGGUCGAAAAUUUUGCGUAUGAGAUCAAACAUUACGGCAAGAUUCUGAAUGCCAACCGAUCGUAUUAUCUCUGUCGUUCGCAACCUCCAUUUUUGACCGACAUGGCCAUAAAGGUGUAUGAACAGCUGGAUCCCAACAAGGAAGAAGAAAACAAAGCUUGGCUGCGUGAGGUCCUAAAAUCAGCCAUCAAAGAAUACCAUACCGUUUGGAUGGCAGAGCCUCGACUCGACAAAAAGACCAUGCUAUCUCGUUAUUGGCCCGACGGUGUAGGGGUGCCUCCUGAGACAGAAGCCUCUCAUUUUGACCAUAUUUUGAGUCAUUAUGCUCUACAGCAUAAUGUUACCAUUGCUGAAUUCAUACAAUUGUACAAUGACGGCGAAGUCAAAGAACCUGAAUUGGAUGAAUACUUUUUGCACGAUCGUGCUGUUAGAGAGUCAGGACAUGAUACCACUUAUAGAUUUGAUGGCAUUUGCGCCAAUCUGGCCACUGUCGACUUGAACGCAUUAUUAUACAAGUACGAAACGGAUCUAGCCGACUGUAUUAGAGAUUUUUUAGAUGAUGACUUGGAAGAUUUCGAUGGAAAUAAGCAGAAGGCAGAAGAUUGGUCAGACAGAGCCUCUAUUAGACGACAACGCAUCGAUCGAUAUUUGUGGAAUGAAAAGGAGGAUCUUUAUUUUGAUUAUGACACCAAGAAGCAGGAAAUGACAACGUACGAAAGUGCCACCGCUUAUUGGAUGUUGUGGGCUGGUUGUGCAUCUGACGAACAAGCACAAAAAUUAGCAAAGAGUCUCUACAAAUUUGAAGUGAAGGGUGGUUUAGUUUCCGGUACAGAACAAUCCAGAGGCCCGAUUUCUAUCGACCGUCCUAAUCGUCAAUGGGACUUUCCUUUCGGUUGGGCACCUCAUCAAAUCAUGGCUUGGGUCGGCUUUGACAAUUAUGGCAUGUCCGACAUUGCUGGUCGUUUAGCCUAUCGUUUCCUUUACACAAUAACAAAAUCAUUCGUAGACUUUAAUGGUGUGGUUCCUGAAAAGUUUGAUGUUGUUAAUUUAUCUCAUCAGGUUCAAGUAGAAUAUGGUAAUGUUGGUGUUGAUUUCAAAUAUGUUCCUCGAGAAGGUUUUGGUUGGAUGAAUGCUUCCUUCGAAGUGGGCUUGACGUUCUUGAGUGUCCAACAACGAAGAGCGUUAGGCACCUUGACCGAUCCUGACACGCUAUUCAAGAGGAUGCUCGAGAUUGAAGAAGCCAAACUUUCAGAAGCCGAAAGACGCGAAGCUUUGUCUCGUCGUCGUGUAUCUACUAUUGCCGCUCGUGAGAUCCUUCGUAAAGAAUCAGAUGCUGUCGUGACAAGAAUCAAUACAGAGGAUAUCAUGAGACAAUCAUUCAGUGUACCCAAAUCUCCUGAAGUUUUCCAGAACUUCUUGACCGCACCUGCUGACACUAUUCAAGAGGAAGACGCAAAGUUAUUUCCUGUCUCUAAUGAAAGUGAUUAUCUGGAGCCUCCUGCACCUGUCCAUAUGUAGACUAUUAAUUUCAUUAUUUCUUCUCAACCUUUUCUCAAAGUCAUUUAUUACUAUAUAUAAACGUAAAUCUUUCAUCUACGUUCUAGAACAGGGGGGAAAAAAGCAACAUAAACGGCUAUUGUUAUCUUGUAAUACUUAAUUAUAUCUGCAAAAAUAAAUUACAUAUGGUCCUUUUUUUUCACUUUCUGUCAAAAAUCUGCUCUCUUAUCAAACAAUGUCUGCGU
Mycotypha africana is the source of this 2929-nucleotide messenger RNA. Its product is annotated as neutral trehalase. Gene Ontology annotation, biological process: trehalose catabolic process. Gene Ontology annotation, molecular function: calcium ion binding; alpha,alpha-trehalase activity. Bases 294 to 2705 code for a protein of 803 amino acids. NCBI's taxonomy places the organism in Eukaryota, Fungi, Mucoromycota, Mucoromycetes, Mucorales, Mycotyphaceae. The transcript has 5 exons. The record is from RefSeq and is a predicted model, not a curated record. Gene Ontology annotation, cellular component: cytoplasm.